GAAAUAAAAUAGCUACUGAUCUAAUUACUCUACUAUUCAAUGAAGGAGGAAUAAAAAUAAAAAGUUCAAAUCCAUAGUUACUUUUCGUUAGGAAAACAGGGUUGGUAGAUGCACUGUAUCCGAAACAACUGAAGACAUGAAAUCCUACCUUGAUGUCAAGAUUCCAGUUCAUAGAAGGAAAUUGGCUUAUGCUAACUCAUCCGAAAGAUAUUGAAUACUGAAAAGGCAUAAAUUUCUGAUGUAGAGCUACUGAUGGAUACUGAAUGUUUCAGUGGUCCUAUUACUUCUGUAAACUUUCAAAAACAUGCGGAAGGAACUACUGAGACACUCCCAUCGAUCCAAACUAAAACGGGGUUUUAUACUAUGUCUGGAAUUCUAGAUUUCCUGCAAUUGGAAUGGUCAAGAAUGCAAUUAGAACGAACACAAUGGGAUGUUGAGAGAGCAGAAUUGCAUGUAAAUUUUUUGUCUUUAGCUAUUAGUUCCCUCAGGCAAGGAUAGCAUUCCUUCAGGGUAAAUUCAGGGGCCUUGAAUGUCUUCGGAAUGAUUUGAUCCGUCGAAUCAAAAUGUUGGAAUAUGCAUUAAUAAGAGAAAGAAGUAACAAAACUCAAGAUGGGCAAUCCAAAGAAAGCGAAGAAAAUAUGAUAAGUGUGCAUUUUUCUACGUCUGAUUCUGGUACAGACCAUUUAAAAACAAAUGUUGAUAAUGAAUGGCAAAAUGAAAAUAUCCAGCUGAGCAAGUACUUAAUUGACUCAUCUUCAUCUAACGCUUCACACACUUUUGGUAACCCAGCACUAUGUGAUGCUUCUGGAGUCAGUUUGCUAGUCGGUGAUGGUCUCAGUUCAGAAACUAAUGUUCUCCAAGGGUCUCUUAAAUAUGAUGAUUCUGAGUUAAAGGGUUUACAAAAUUCACUGGAACUUCCCAUAGAACAUUGUGGUUUAGAACAAAAUAAACAGUCACAAGAUGGUCCGUUUGACUUCAGUUUGUCUAAUAGUUCCAGUUUCGACUACUUAUCACUUACGGAAGAAGGGGAUUUGACAUCAACAAUUGAAUCUCAGUGUAUUACAGACCCAGAAACUGCUGAAGCACUUUUAGAAUUUGAGCAACUUGUUGCGCAAAGUCCAUGUUUGGAUAAAACUCCUUCGAUUGAACAUGUAAAAAACAAGGAUUGGGAUAAUUUAAAUGAACACGAACUGUUACAACGUUUCAAAGAACAGUAUCGGGCAGACCGUUCACAUGUCAAAUCUUCACAUCUGUCUCUUCAUUUUCCUCUUAUUUCUAAUGUAAAAUUAAAAGAAGACUUAAAUAUAGAUGAUAAGUUGAAAAUCACUUCAUUACCUAAUGAUCUAAAUGUUCAACAAUCUAGUUAUAGUAGUAAUGAUAAUAGUGACCAACCGAUAAAUUUCGAUGCAGUUGAAGAUGAAUUGGAUAAUAUACUACCGAACUUUGAUAUGUUAAUCAAUCAAAAACAUCAACACCGUCACCAACAACGAAAUGUACCAAAAAAUGAAAUUUUACACAAUUCUAGUAUUACUACUAUUAAUACUACUGCUACAACCACUACCACUACAAAUAUACUAUCAAAUCAAUUAAAUUCAACAAAUGAAUCAACUUUAAGACUAGAAGAUUUAGCAAAUCUUUCUACAAUGUCAAAAAGUGAAUUCAAUUCUAAACAAGCACAUGCAGUUGCUUUAGCAAUGGAUAAUUUGGAUGGAAUGAGUGAAUGUCUUAUUAAUAGAUCAUUAAAUGAGAAAAUUAAUCAAUCCACACCAACACAAAAUCCUACAACAUGGACAGCAAAAUAUACACUACGUAGUCAUUUUGAUGCUAUUCGUGAUAUUUGUUUUCAUCCUAGUGAAUCAGUUUUAGUUACAUGCAGUGAAGAUCAUACUUUAAAAUUAUGGAAUUUGAAUAAGACUAUUCAAACGAAGAAAUCUUCAAUGUUUGAUGUUGAACCGAUAUAUACAUUUCGUGGGCAUAAUUCACCAGUUUUAUCGGUGGCAAUGGUUCCUAGUCUAUUGAAAGUAGAUAAUUCAUGUCAAUCAGGACUGAUGAUUUCACCGAUCUAUAUAUAUUCUGGGGACUUGUCAGGUCGCAUACGUAGUUGGUGUGUAUCCAAUCUACAAUUAGAUCCUUAUGAUACUUUCGAUACAACAAUGAUGGGUCCCAUCUUUGAAGGUCAUACUGACGCGGUUUGGUCAUUAUGUUCACGUUACGACGGCUUACUGCUUUCAGCUUCCUCUGAUGGUACUUCUCGUCUAUGGCAUUUACGUCAAAAUUCAUUUGUCAGUUCUGACGUAUAUUAUAUUAGUAACAUGCUUAAUAAGUGUGAGAACAUAUCUCAACAAUAUUCAGUUCCCACUUCAGCUACAUUUUUAUGUACUAACCUAGCACAAUUCGCUGCUGGCUUCAAUUCAGGUCAUGUAUGUUUAUUCAAUUUGGAGACACAUCAAAUUGUUAGAAAUUUUCACAUUAAUAAAACAGAUGUCAGUGAUACUUCUCAGGACGCAAAUGUAUACUCUGUAAAUUCUGUCAUCUCUCAUCCUCAUCUCUCAUUAAUAAUCAGUGCCCAUGAUGAUCGUCAAAUUCGAUUUUGGGAUUCGUUAAGUGGCAAAUGUGUUCAUUCAUUGACUGCUCAUUUGGAUUCAGUCACAACACUCAGUUUAAAUUCAAAAGGAACAUUAUUACUGUCAGCAAGUCAUGACUGUUCCAUACGAAUAUGGGAUAUCAAUACAAAAUUGUGUAUUCAAGAAAUUACAGGUCAUAGGAAAAAAUUCGGUGAAGCUAUCAAUGCAGUUGCAUUUCAUCCAACACAACAUUUUAUGGCUAGUGCUGGAUCUGAUGCAUUGGCCAAAGUAUAUGUUUAAAAACUUAAGAAGAGGAAAAAUGAAGGAGAGUGAAUGUGGUUAUAAUCAGUACACUUAAUGUUCGCUGAUAUUUUAACCAUCAAUUGUAUAUACCUACAUUCUUUUUGUGUACAUUUUUAUUAGUAGUAGUAAAACAUUCUGUUUAAUUAUUAUUUAUUCCAUGUUUAUUGACGUGAAUUUUUCUUUACAGUAAUGUGAUCAAUUAUUUAACACAAUCAUUUUUUUAUUAUUUUUGCUUAUCAUCUUCAUCCCAAUCUGUUAUUUAAUACUACAAAUUAAUUGAUGACUGUUCUUUUACGUCAAUUAUCUAUAACAUUUGCUACCUACUUACCGGUGGUUGAGUUUAAAUACGCAUUAUCUUUUAUACACUGAACAGGCUAGCUACCUAACUUUUUAUUUCACCCAAUAUGUACAAUAUUUUGUUUCUGUAGUAUUUUUAUCAUUUAACUUUAAAUUUAUUAUUUUAAUAAAAUACUCACUGCACACACUGUAUGUUGUACCUGCAGUUGGUUCAUAUGUUCUCCUGUAAGGUUUUUAUUUCUAAUGGUUUUAAGCUUAAAGAAGUUUAUUUGUUCACUGCAUUUUUAAUAAUAAAAUUGAUUAGU
Schistosoma guineensis is the source of this 3469-nucleotide messenger RNA. The record is from the annotation of a GenBank genome assembly. NCBI's taxonomy places the organism in Eukaryota, Metazoa, Platyhelminthes, Trematoda, Strigeidida, Schistosomatidae.